UAUUGAUAAUAAUCAUGAAUAUCUUAAAGUUGUAAUAAAUAUUGCAACAAGAUGGGAUUUGACAUAUAAGGCAUGGGUGAGAAUUUUAAAAUUAAAAUCAGCAAUUGAAGUAAUGCAAUUAAAAAUGAAAGAUUUAAUUAAAGUUUUACAACCUUUCGCUAAUGCUACAAAAAUGCUUGGUGGAAGUAAAUAUACUACAAUAUUAUAUGUUUUUCCAACUAUAUUAUCUCUUAAAAAAUUGCUUAAUAUUACAUAUGAUACUCAAGUUAAUAUAAAUUUUGAUAACUCUAAUACGGCUUUUAAUGAUGAUCAAGAGCUUAAAGAAAAGAUUGAUCUUAUAGAUAAACCUGAAAUACUUGAUGCUGAAGCCUAUUUGAUAACUGAAUAUGAAGCAUUUAAAGAACAAGAACCAAUACCAGCAGAUACAGUACAAAUGAAUAAUAAUCCUGAUAAAGAAGAGAAUGUGUUAUUAGCUGCAAUAUAUGAAUCUAUUUAA
This is a messenger RNA of Dentiscutata erythropus, 496 nucleotides long. Lineage: Eukaryota; Fungi; Glomeromycota; Glomeromycetes; Diversisporales; Gigasporaceae. The record is from the annotation of a GenBank genome assembly.